AGCAAUCAAAUGUUUCGGUUUACGCGUCCUACGUGAUUUAUAUACAUAUACAACAGACAAAUGGCAACGAUAAAAAUCCAUUGUCUUGGCAUAUUGUUGUUAACAUUAUGUCUAACUUGUACGAAAGGAUCUGUCAAACGGAGUAUAGAUCUGUCUGCUUCUCAUGUGCUAAUACCCGAUAUUCGUUUGCCAACCGAUGUUAUACCGUUAGAUUAUGAGCUUUAUAUUGAACCCAAUUUGGAAGAAUAUACAUUUACUGGAGUUGUGAAAAUAAAUUUGUCAUGGAUAAAAGAUGCUAGAAAAAUUUCACUUCAUGCUCACUUUGACUUAACCAUUGAUGAUCGAAAAAUUAAAUUGCAGAAAAUUAUAAAAAACAAUGGUGAUAAGCCAACAUUAUUUGAAAAUAUAACAAUUCUGAGGGGAGAUCGGAUGCCAAGGAAAACAGUUUAUGUGCUGUAUCUUAAGGAGACAGUGAAACAAGGUACUGAAGGCCUUUUGGAAAUACCCUUUGAAGGCGGCAUUUGGGAGAGUGCCGAAGGUUUGUUCAGAGGAUCCUAUACUAAUACGGCAACCAAAGAAACUGAGGAAUAUUUAACUACCUAUAUGAGACCGAAUAAUGCGCGUCGUGUAUUUCCAUGUUUUGAUGAACCAGGAAUUAAGGUCCCUUUUGCAGUUUCAAUUGCUCGACCUAAGGAAUAUACAGUGCUUUUUAAUACACCAUUGGAAAGGACCUUAGAACACUCUACUUUAAAGAAUUAUGUGAUUGAUCACUUUGAGAAGACACCAGCAAUGUCUACCUUUACAUUUGGUUUUAUAAUUUCAAAGCUUAUGAAAUUUGAAGAUGCAGCCAUUAAUGAGAAGUCGCCCUCCGCCCCGAAGAUUCAAGUUUGGAGUAACCAAAUUGAUAAAUCUGAAUUGAAGGAAAUACAUGCUAGACUUUUAACCGUCUAUAAUACAAUUCAAGACUACUUUAAUGUAUCGGUUCCUCUAAAGAAAAUCGAUGUAGUGGCCGUUCCUGGGCUAACAACAGUACGUCCGUCUGACAAUUGGGGCUUAUUGGUUCUUAAAGAAAGCGAACUACUGAAGAAAAGUUACUUAAGCUUUGCACAGGAGUUGAUAUACCAAUGGAUUGGAUCCUGGGUCACGCCGUAUUGGUGGAGUGAUGCUCAUGUGAACAAGGCUUUAGCUAGCUUCUUGGCAUCUGAAAUAGCCAUACAGAUAGACGGUGGCGUGGAAUUUAAUGGAAAAUAUCCAAUGACAUUGCUUUAUUCGUUGUAUUAUGAACUAAGCAAACGAUAUCCUCAUUCACGCAUAACGGGCAUGAAACAGGAAACAGUUUCCUUCAAGACAGAGCUAGUUAUAAGAAUGUUAAAUUUCACCUUGGGCAAAUCAACCUUUCAUAAUGGUGUACGAAACUUUAUUGCCGAUCAUCACUAUAAGACAUUUAUCGGUGACGAUCUAUGGAAUAUGUUAACCAAACAGGCAUUGAGUGACAAAACGCUUGAUGGCCAAUAUAGCAUAACAGAUAUUGCAAGCUCUUGGAUUACAAAGGAUCGCCUGCCUGUGGUCAAUGUCCAGAGAAAUUAUGAAACUCGAUCGGCCUUGCUGCAGCAAAAGGUAUAUCUCAGAGAGAGGCCACACGAUGUGCCAGAGCAAGACAAAAUGCUUUGGUGGAUACCCAUUACACUGAAUCGUCAAGACACACUUAAUUUUUCGGAAUGCAAACCUUAUGUGUGGAUAAAUAAGACUAGACAAAUAAACAUAUCAAAUUUACCAGAAAGUAAUCAAUUUAUAAUUAUAAAUCAUGAAGAAAUCGGCCCAUUUCCUGUUAACUAUGACGAACGCAAUUGGAAUAUGUUAUCAAAUUUCCUACAAACUGAAUCUGGACGUACAUUAAUACCAACACUGACUAGGGCUAAAUUGUUACAUGAUGCUUGGAAUCUUGCUUAUGCUGGCGAUCUUAGUUUUGCCACCGCCUUUAAUAUGACUCUCUUUAUGAAAUUUGAACGUAAUCAUAUUGUUUGGAAUCCAGUUUUUACCUUUAUUGACCAUAUAGGACGGCACAUCGAUAUGUCAGCAGUUCACAAAAAGUUUGAGGCAUAUGUGACAACAUUACUAGCCCCUUUAUAUGAGGAAUUGGGACCAGAGAAUACUCCUGAAGAGUAUUGGAGAACGGAUCUUCGUUCAUUGGCCAAAACGUUCUUGUGUCGUGCCGGUUAUCGGCCAUGCAUUGAAGAGGCACAAAAGGCCUACAAAGUUUGGCAACAAAGUUCCGAUCCAGAUUAUGAAAAUCCAGUACCAAAUCAAUACAUUUGCCCAGUUUUUAAAUGGGGCUCAAUAGAGGAAUGGGAAUUUGGCUUACAGCGUGUCAUUCAGUUUCCAAAAUCGAGAGUACAAAGCGAAAGAACUUAUUUGUUAAAGACUUUAGCGGGUUGUCCAUCGCAACCGGAAAAGAUAAAUCGCCUACUCGACUUGACAAUACUGCAGCAAAAUAUUAAUUUUACAGAAAAUGAUAUAUUUCUAAUUUUCAGCAUGCUAACUGGUGGUUCCAGUGGAUAUACAACUCUAUUUAAUUUCCUCUCCGAACAUUGGGUGGCUAUUCGGGAGAGAUUUGCAAAUAAAACAAAUUUGUGGGACAGUUUGAUUAGCUCAGCCACAGGUGUGUUCUCAACCCAAAAAGGAUAUGAUAUGGUGAAGAAACUUUAUGAAGAACAUCCGGGAGAGUUUGGAAGUGCACAGCACAUUAUAGAAAAGUCUCUUCGUAACAUUAAAGAAGAGGCUCAAUGGAGUGAUCAAAAUCUGCCAGUUAUUGAAAAAUGGCUAGAUAAUUACCUAUCCCAAAAUAAUGAAAAGAAUCAAAAGUUUUUAGAAAAUUAAUUUUAAAAAAAUAUUGUUUGUUUGUGAGUCUGGAUGAAUUGUGAAUUAAAUUGUUUGCCAGUUUAAAUAUAUAUAUAUAUGUAUAUAGAGGUAUGAUCCUUAUUAUAUACUGGCCCAUAUGAAUUAGAUUGUUAAAUUUUGAAUGCA
Molecule: messenger RNA, 3024 nt
Organism: Drosophila willistoni
Lineage: Eukaryota; Metazoa; Arthropoda; Insecta; Diptera; Drosophilidae
Product: aminopeptidase N
Exons: 13
Coding region: 61-2877 (938 amino acids)
Biological process (GO): proteolysis; peptide catabolic process
Cellular component (GO): cytoplasm
Molecular function (GO): zinc ion binding; peptide binding; metalloaminopeptidase activity
Source: RefSeq, a predicted model, not a curated record